Molecule: messenger RNA, 1628 nt
Organism: Euleptes europaea (tarantolino)
Lineage: Eukaryota; Metazoa; Chordata; Lepidosauria; Squamata; Sphaerodactylidae
Gene: CEP70
Product: centrosomal protein 70
Exons: 14
Coding region: 4-1626 (540 amino acids)
Biological process (GO): regulation of microtubule cytoskeleton organization; cilium assembly
Cellular component (GO): centrosome
Molecular function (GO): gamma-tubulin binding
Source: RefSeq, a predicted model, not a curated record
GUUAUGGACAAACACUCUUCACAAGCUGUACGGCAUGCAUUGACAACUUUGCUGGAAGAGACAGAGCGUCAACGAAAAAUUAUCCGUGGCUUGAUAGAAGAUAAUCGCCAGCUUAGAGAUGAAAUACGCUUGGAGCAAAGUCGGGCUUCUCGCCAGGAGCAACGAGCCAAUGAUUUAGACAUCAUUGUGGAGAAUAUCAAAUCCAAAAUACGGCAGUUGGAGGAUGAGUCCAUCGCCAAAGUUUGCCAGCAGCAGAACCAAGUCAAAGAGCUUCAGAAAGAUCAGCAGUUUUCACAGGCAAAGUACCAUCAGCAGGCAGAGAAGUUGAAAGAACAAGAAGAGACUAUUGCCCGUUUGCAGAAGGAACUUUGUAAGAGGGGCAUAGAAGAGCAGCACCGUAUUGCUACGCAGAAAAAAAUGUUCCGUCAGUUUUGCAAACAGGCUCCAAGAACUCAUGUGGAUCACCAGAUUUUUAGUCUAAUUGACUACUAUGAAUCUCAGAUCAACCAAAUGAAGAAAGAACUAAGGAAAUACAAGAGGGAGAUGGGUCAUACUCAUGGAGGUGGAAAAGACAAGGAUGAAUUUUUGAAUGUAGAUGCUACUGCUAAUUACAGAGUUUUGCUCAUGAAUCAGAUAAUUGAGACACAGACCCGAAAUGAACAGCUAUUACAUGAAAAUAAAAAUCUCAAGAAAGAGGUGGAAGUCCGACCAACUGAGCAAGAGUUAAAAUUUUACAAACAUCAAGUGAAGAAGUUGGAGAAGACACUGAAGAACACCAAGUCACGUGAGAGUGAUGAAGAAAGUCUGAAAGAAAACAAAGACUUUAAAAGUACUACAGGAGGAGCCCAACUGCAGGAAACCUGUAGAAGAUAUUUUCAGCUGUUGUCCAGCAUUGACUCUGUUAUAAGAAGCCCGAGAAGAGCUCCCCUCGCGAUAUAUAAGCAGAGUAAAGGGUUGGCCCGAAGUGACACCAAAGAGGAUGAUCAGAACUGUGGAUUUGAGCACCUCCUUCCCACCGUUGAAAUGUGGGCUGACCAGUUAAUGGCCCUGAAGAACCUACACAGGUCCCUGAAAAAGCUACUGCUGCACCUAGUGCCUUGGCAUACAGUAACUGUGCAGGAUGACAAUGAACGUAUUAGAACUGAAGACCUUCAGUUCCUAGUGGAUGCAGUGUCUGAAGAAGUAGAAAAUAAAGAAAAGAAUAGUCAAGUGCCUUCACUGCAAACCUUGUAUGCAAUUGUCUCUCACUUUCAAAAACUGUUUGAUGUGAAUUCAUUGAAAGGAGUUUAUCCUCGAAUGAAUGAAGUUUACACAAAGCUUGGAGAAAUGACCAAUGCAAUGAGAAACCUUCAUGUCCUCUUAGAACUAGAUGGCUCAACCUCUCCCAGUGCCCUGGUGAACACUGUUGGAAAACUAUGCAGUAUACUGAAUGAGAAUGUAACCUGGCAGGUAGAGCAGCUUCUGGGAACACAAGACAUCCAAAGCAUUGUCAACAAAUUGGAAGACUAUGAUGACUUUUUCCCAGCGUUUGAAGCUCUUAUUGAGGACUUGCUCUGUGUUCUAGAGGUCAGAAAUCUAACUGAUAUAUUACCUGCUGUGCAGAAGCUAAAAUUGAAAAGCCAAUAAUG